Molecule: messenger RNA, 1125 nt
Organism: Pseudomassariella vexata
Lineage: Eukaryota; Fungi; Ascomycota; Sordariomycetes; Amphisphaeriales; Pseudomassariaceae
Product: cell wall protein PhiA
Exons: 1
Coding region: 159-734 (191 amino acids)
Source: RefSeq, a predicted model, not a curated record
CACUUAGUGUUACCUACUCCCUCUUCCAUCACCACCAACAAGCACAUUCGCUCAGGCUUACAUUUGUUUUGCAUUUCAACAAACACAGUCACUUUUUGAACAGAACGCAAUACAAUACGCAAUUAUCUAAUAAAGUCCCCCGACCCUCAACCGCAAAAAUGCAAUUCAAGACUCUUUUCGCUGCUGCGGCGGCCGCUGCCACCGUCACUGCCCAAAACACCACCACGGGUAGCAACUCUACCACCCCGGCCGCUUUCGGUGUGCUCUCCAUCCGUUCCGGCAGCGAACUGCAAUACGCUGCCUGGCAGGCGGCCAACAACGGCAUCUUCAAUCUCCUUCCCGAGCAGAACGCCUCGUGCGACGACGCCGCCGGCAACUACAACUCGGCCACGUUCCGCAUCGUCGACGGCGAGCUGUACCUAUACUCGACUGAGAACCCGCCGCAGUACUUCUACGUCGACCGCUCCGGCAUGGGUCAGGGCAAGAUCGGGUUCACUACCGGUGCCGAGCCGGCGCCUAAGAAUGCUGAGCGUGCCGGUUGGGCUGUCACUGCUUCUUCUCAGCUGCAAUUUGAUGGCGCCGGUUUCUUGGCUUGCCCUGGGUACGAGAGUGAUGCUUACGAAAUCUGGUUGGCUGGUAUCUCGGACCACCCCGGUUACAACUACAACUGCACUGGUGUUGCUACCCGCGUUGUCGCUAUGACUGCGCCUGUCAGCUGCUUGUACCAGUCGUAGGUGGAAUAGAUGGAGAAAGGAAUGGUAAUGGACUGAACGUAUAUUCAAUUAGUGGCUUCGACUGUGCAUACUUUGCAAGCGGUCUCGCAUGGGAACGGCGCACUUGUUUAGAUAAAGAAAGGGAUGAGAUACUGACGAAUUAACUAAAGCGUAUAUCAUGUUUCCAAAUGGUUCGCAAGCUUAUGCUAUAUUGCAAGUGAUUCAAUUUGUUCUGUUCGAAAAUACGUGCAUAUCAGAGUCCCAUUAAAUUCACUGUAAGUAGAGAAAUCGAUAUGCUCGGCAAUUCCGACUUGAACACUGGCGCAGCCGAAGGAGCACAACCACAUAUCUACAACGUUGCUGCAAUCAAUAGCUUUCAACUGUGAAAUAUCAAUAGCGAGAAUAGGGGUGC